AGAAUGGUUUAGUUCAAUUAUAAUUCAAGACGUUCCUGCAAACGAGACUGCAAAGUAAUAAGAUUUGGAUUCUGUUGAGCACCAUUAUUUGUCAUUAUUUUAAUAUAAAUCAUGAAUAUCAAUUAUACACAAUUAAUUAUAAAGAUGCAUUAUUUCUUUUUUAUGGGAAGUGCGGGUCCUUUUCUCCCAUUUAUACUAGUUUACGGAAAACAACUUGGUAUUUCAUCACUAAUUAUUGGUAGCAUUACAGCAAUUUUGCCUAUAUUGCGUCUAAUAACAAAACCAAUGUCCGGCUUCAUUAUGGAUUAUUUUCAAGCAUGGAGAAAAGUGAUCUUUCUAGCAAUUUUUAUUACAUUAAGUGUCUGUUUCAUGUCAAUCUUUUUUUUACCGCCAUUGCCGGGUCCAAUACUUUUUGAAAAUCAUUUUCAAAAUGUAUCUUGUGAAACAUUACCGUUUUGCAAUAUAGAAUAUGUGAGUUUUCAUUUUUUCAUCAUUUUCGCGCAAUUCACAAUCUUUUAUUAGAUUUAAUAAAAUUUAUA
Messenger RNA from Wasmannia auropunctata (little fire ant), 539 nucleotides. Its product is annotated as major facilitator superfamily domain-containing protein 6-like. The transcript has 2 exons. Gene Ontology annotation, cellular component: membrane. The coding region runs from base 112 to 522 and encodes 136 amino acids. The record is from RefSeq and is a predicted model, not a curated record. Lineage: Eukaryota; Metazoa; Arthropoda; Insecta; Hymenoptera; Formicidae.